AUGUAUCUCCUCUUGCUGGCACGAUUUCUGAGUUUGGUGUCUUUGGUAAAAUGCUCUAACUGGUGCUACACAGGCUGCAAGGAAACCCCAUCCCAUUGGAAAGAUGUGUCUGGAUCCAGCUGUGGAGGACAACACCAGUCUCCCAUUGAUAUUGACACCAGCAGUGUUAAAACUGACUCGAUGCUGAAUAAUUUCACCUUCGUCAACUUCUCCUCUCAGCACGCCAUCAAGUGGAUCACAAACAACGGACAUUCAGUGCAAUGCACACUGAUGGACAAUGAAGUUGAAGUGAGUGGAGGGGGUCUAAAUGGAACAUACUCUGCAGUGCAGUUUCACUUUCACUGGGGUGAUAAAGAAUAUCAUCCAGGUUCAGAGCACACUGUUGAUGGCCACAGAUAUCAAAUGGAGAUGCACAUUGUCACUUUAAAGAAAGGUGUUGCUGCAGAGGAGGCCAAAACCCAGUCUGAGGGAUUUGCUGUUCUUGGAUUUUUCAUAAACGCAACAGAAGAUGGAGAUUUGUCAGGACCGUGGCACACGCUCACGUCGAACCUAAAAAACAUCUCGGAGAGUGGCGGUAAUGUUGCAGUGAACUUCAACUUCUCUAUCAAUGACUUGAUUAGAAACGUAGACCGGACAAAGUUCUAUCGCCACUACGGCUCACUAACAACCCCUGACUGUAAGGAAGCUGUUGUGUGGACACUCUUUCAUGAGCCAAUCCAAGUCCACAAAGAUCUGGUUUAUCUUUUCCCUAUGGCCACAAACCUCAUGAACAACUAUCGACCUGUAGAACCACUCAAUGGACGUCGGGUCACUGCCUCUCCUGAAACUCCUCUACCUCCCAAAUAUCACUGGUGCUAUGAUAGUCACUGUGAUUACAAUCCGUCUCUUUGGUACCUUCUGCCUGAUUCUCACUGCAACGGCAAAAAUCAGUCCCCCAUCAACAUUGACACUCAACAGGUCAUGAUGACUGAUGCUCUUGGUUCUUUCCAAUUUAAAAAUUUUGAUGACCAGUCCGCUAUCAAAUACAUCACCAACAACGGCCACACAGUGAAGUGUGUAUUACAAGACAACCUGGUGGAGGUGUCUGGAGGUGGUUUGAACUACGUCUACUCAACCCUUCAGUUCCACUUCCACUGGGGCACCGAAGCAUCCAACUCAUUGGGCUCGGAGCACACUGUGGAUUCACAAAGGUACCCAAUGGAGUUGCACAUAGUCGGCAAAAGGAAGGAUUUGACUUUGGAAGAGGCGUUACAGACUUCUGAUGGCAUGGCAGUGCUUUCAUUCUUUAUUGAGGCUUCACAGAUGAGUAAAAGCAGUGCCUGCAGUUCAGUAGAUUCGCAGCCCACCACGAGUUCAACGUCGGACAUGACACCCUGGAAAAAACUAACCAAUUACUUGUCAGCUAUCCAGAACAUUAGUACAAAAGUUGAAGUCACAGAUAAAAUCUCUAUCGAUGACUUGCUUGGCAGCGUGAACCGUGAUUCAUAUUACCGCUACAGUGGUUCCCUUACUACGCCUAUAUGCAAAGAAGCUGUGGUUUGGACAAUCUUUAAAGAGACGGUCAAGGUGGAUGAGAACCUGAUGAUAAUGUUCCCAAAAUUCACAAGCCUUGAAGACAUUUAUCGACCCAUACAAAGUGUUAAUGGCAGAAAAAUCUACUCCACAUCUGCAGCCGGGGCCCCAAGAUCCAUCUUACUUUAUCCUCUGUCGGCAUGUCUCUUUGCACUGGUCUGUAGUACUUGA
Nematolebias whitei (Rio pearlfish) is the source of this 1743-nucleotide messenger RNA. RefSeq names its product carbonic anhydrase-like. Gene Ontology annotation, cellular component: plasma membrane. The coding region runs from base 1 to 1743 and encodes 580 amino acids. Gene Ontology annotation, molecular function: carbonate dehydratase activity; zinc ion binding. The transcript is spliced from 15 exons. The record is from RefSeq and is a predicted model, not a curated record. Lineage: Eukaryota; Metazoa; Chordata; Actinopteri; Cyprinodontiformes; Rivulidae.